UUGUCUCUCCAUGCCUGCAGGCAGUUCCCAGGAUGUGGGAACAUCGUGACCUUCUCCCAGUUCCUGUUUAUUGCAGUGGAAGGUUUUAUCUUCGAGGCCAACUUUGGGAGGAAGAGCCCGGCCAUCCCCAUCAGGAACUAUUUCAUCAUGGUGGCCAUGUUCUUCACCGUCAGUGUGGUCAAUAACUACGCCCUGAACCUGAACAUUGCCAUGCCGCUGCACAUGAUCUUCCGCUCGGGUUCUCUCAUAGCAAGCAUGGCCCUAGGGAUCAUCAUCCUGAAGAAAAGGUACAGCGUGUCAAAAUACACCUCCAUAGCCCUGGUGUCCCUGGGCAUCUUCACCUGCACUUUCAUGUCUGCAAAGCAAGUGGCAUCUGACUCCAGCUUAAAUCAAGAGGAUGGACCCCAGGCUUUCCUCUGGUGGUUGCUGGGUAUUGCUGCCCUCACCUUUGCCCUGCUGAUGUCUGCCAGGAUGGGCAUUUUCCAGGAGACUCUGUACCAGAAAUUUGGGAAGCACUCCAAGGAAGCCCUGUUCUACAACCACGCAUUGCCACUCCCGGGAUUCCUGCUCCUGGCUCCCAACAUUUACCAGCAUGCCCUGCUCUUCAACCAGUCAGAGCUGUUCCAGGUGCCAGUGCUCGGCCUGACCCUGCCAAUCAUGUGGUUCUACCUCCUCAUGAAUGUCAUCACCCAGUACGUCUGCAUCCGCGGCGUGUUCAUCCUGACCACGGAGUGCACGUCCCUCACCGUCACCCUGGUGGUGACACUCCGAAAGUUCGUCAGCCUCAUCUUCUCCAUCCUCUACUUCCAGAACCCCUUCACAGGCUGGCACUGGCUGGGCACUGCCUUUGUCUUCGUGGGCACCCUGAUGUACACCGAGGUGUGGAACAGCCUGGGGCCCUUCCUGGCCCGCUGCCGGAGCAGGAGGCUGAAGGAGGAGUGAAUCCAGGCAUUUUCUGCUGGGACCUUUUUGUUGUUUUCCAGAGCAGAGCAGAGCAGCAGGGAGCCCCCCUCCCCAGGGGGUGUUUUUAUAACAGGUAUUGGCUGUGCCAAGCUCCUGGGAAAAUGGGGAUCCUCUGCUGGGAACGGAUUAUGGAGAAACAAUCCGGUUAUUUUUUGCGAGUCAGCAUUUUUUUUAUGUGACCCCUUUUGCUUCCAAGGUUUCCUCCUUUUUUUUUUUUUUUUUUUUUUU
Molecule: messenger RNA, 1191 nt
Organism: Ficedula albicollis (Collared flycatcher)
Lineage: Eukaryota; Metazoa; Chordata; Aves; Passeriformes; Muscicapidae
Gene: SLC35B4
Product: solute carrier family 35 member B4
Exons: 9
Biological process (GO): transmembrane transport
Cellular component (GO): Golgi membrane; endoplasmic reticulum membrane
Molecular function (GO): UDP-N-acetylglucosamine transmembrane transporter activity; UDP-xylose transmembrane transporter activity
Source: RefSeq, a predicted model, not a curated record